AUGAAUUUCCUUGGUUUUUUGCAUCAGGUUCUUCUGUAUAUCGACGCUCGCUGCUUUGGCAAAGGCCCUUAUAACCUACACCGGCUAGGACUAGCCAAGAUCUCGCCGCAGUUGUCUUCAACUCUUCAUGCACUUGUCUUUGCAACCUUUUGGACACACUGCUACUAUUUUGCUUGUGUGUUUGCAAAUCCAGGUUUUGGUGCUCAUAGAGUAAUGCCCAAGAUCUGCUGA
Molecule: messenger RNA, 231 nt
Organism: Triticum turgidum subsp. durum (durum wheat)
Lineage: Eukaryota; Viridiplantae; Streptophyta; Magnoliopsida; Poales; Poaceae
Source: the annotation of a GenBank genome assembly